CAUCCUUCUCAACGACAAUCGAAAGUCAUGGCGGCUUCAGCUAUGGCUUCGUCAUCAUCGUCCGCCCUCCUCAGGCGAACAGUCAUCGCCUCUUCCUCAAGGCAUUGCGCCUCCACCUCAUCAGCUGCCCGUCUGACAGCCACUGCGCAGCGUCACAACUCGACGUCGACUUCUGAGUCAUCCUCAGCAUCGUUCCCCCGUCCUCUUCCCCCUCUUUCAAAGCUCACCUCCCGCCGGGGCCGUGAACCCGCCCCACCUAGUCGCAUCAAGCCCACGACACCCACCUUCUUCACCGCGAAGCCAACUUACAUAUCCCUCGUUCUCAAACUUCAAUCACUUCUCGAGCAAUCGCGCUCCCUCCUACAGUCGGCCGACAUCCUUCCGCGAGACGCCAAGCCCCCUACAACAGAGGAGGCAGCCUUGUACGAAGCUCAAGCGGAAAUAGCUGCGGAAGGGGGCGAUAUGGCGAGUGUCAGCAUGGCAAAGGCGAUGCAGAAGGUUCAAAGGCAGAGCCCCUGGAAGAAGAGGGUGGAGAUGAGCGAAGGGUUGGGACUCACAUUGAGUGCUAGUCAGUACAGGCAGCUCGCGACGAGCUUGACGACCUUGUCGCGCUACAAUGGGCUGGUGCAACUUCACUUCGCUGGAAAUGGAGAAGCGCCCACUGCUCCCCACCUUGGCGGAGCGGCCGUGGAUCAGGGAACGAAGUUGGCACAAGAGAUGCAGAGCACCUUGGAUGAACAUCGCCGAGACCUUGGGCUCAACGCACGAAGAGGGGAUGGCUUUACGACGAAGAGUGGGGUGGAUGAGCAAGGGAGGAUCUGGGCCGUCGGUGGGCGCAAGGACAGCAGCGCCCGCGUUUGGAUCGCACCCGUCUCCCAAGCUACGAGCGGCGCUGAGGAGUCCCAGCUCCCCGUCGGCGACAUUCUAAUCAAUGGCUCCCCCCUCUCGACCUACUUCACUCGUCAAUCACACCGCGAAUCCAUCGUCCACCCUCUUCGCCUCGUAGGGCUGGUUGGCCAGUUCAACAUCUUCGCUCUCACAUCCGGCGGAGGCCACUCCGGCCAAGCAGGCGCGAUUGCACACGGCCUGUCAAAGUGUGUGGUUCGGUACUUUGAGGAGAAGGUUGCGACAGAAGAGGAGGGUAGCGUCAAGAGGGAGGAGUGGGAGAAGUUGAGGGCAGGUGUCAGAAGUACGCUCGCCAAGGAUGGGGUGUACAAGAGGGACCCAAGAAUGGUGGAGCGCAAGAAGACAGGCCUGGCCAAGGCGAGGAAGGCUUAUACUUGGGUCAAGAGAUGAGCACGAGAGAGGUCAAGGUGCAAUGCAACCAUGUUCCAAGCGGACAACGAGUGGCUGCGGUGCGUCGUAUUUGCUCGCUGCGACACCGUACAUUGCAUGACCCAGACCAGGUAGGCGGCUGUGCUCCUUUAAUCCUUCUUCUCUCCCUCCUCUCCGUCCUUAUCCUUCUCCCCACCAAACAUGAUCUUCCCUCCCGCCUUCGCGAAAUCAAACUGCCCUGGC
This is a messenger RNA of Jaminaea rosea, 1518 nucleotides long. RefSeq names its product ribosomal protein S5 domain 2-like protein. Bases 28 to 1296 code for a protein of 422 amino acids. The record is from RefSeq and is a predicted model, not a curated record. Gene Ontology annotation, cellular component: ribosome; mitochondrial small ribosomal subunit. Gene Ontology annotation, biological process: translation. Gene Ontology annotation, molecular function: structural constituent of ribosome; RNA binding. The transcript has a single exon. Lineage: Eukaryota; Fungi; Basidiomycota; Exobasidiomycetes; Microstromatales.